Messenger RNA from Synchiropus splendidus (mandarinfish), 3121 nucleotides. It is a transcript of the gene nfatc2a, whose product is annotated as nuclear factor of activated T cells 2a. The record is from RefSeq and is a predicted model, not a curated record. Gene Ontology annotation, biological process: cytokine production; calcineurin-NFAT signaling cascade; regulation of transcription by RNA polymerase II. The transcript is spliced from 10 exons. Gene Ontology annotation, cellular component: transcription regulator complex. Gene Ontology annotation, molecular function: DNA-binding transcription factor activity, RNA polymerase II-specific; transcription factor binding; RNA polymerase II cis-regulatory region sequence-specific DNA binding. NCBI's taxonomy places the organism in Eukaryota, Metazoa, Chordata, Actinopteri, Syngnathiformes, Callionymidae. The coding region runs from base 206 to 2626 and encodes 806 amino acids.
AAGAGUCGUGUUUUAGUUGCAGACGGUAAACGGACCUUUUACGACGCAGCCGCUUUUUAGAGUGGAGAUUCAGGAAGUGGCUGUGGCCCCUCGCGCGCCCCCACCGCCUCCAUCACCUCACAGAAGCAUCACUCAACUCCGGCGCUGCUUCCAUUAACAAUCGCGGGACGGUUCCGAGUCGGUUCUUCAGGGACAGUGCAGACAGAUGAACUCUUUUUACGAGCAGAAAGAUCCGGAGGAGCUGAGCGGCGUCAAUGGCACCGGCGGGGAACUGGACUUCACGUACCUGUACGAGUACGAGUCGCCGAGCAGCCACUGUGUGGCCGCGGGUCAAGAUGAGCACGACCUUGAUCCCCACAAAGUCCACCUCGGCCCUGAGGCGGAGCAGGUGUACCCUCUGGACCCGGCCUCGCUGUACGGCCUCAAGUCCCCCUACACAGAGGUCCUGCCGGGGUUCGAGAACCAGGAGCUGGGGAGCUACCUGGACCCCACCCACCCAGCGGGUCUGACCCCAAGCCCUCGUAUCGAGAUCACCCCCUCGCGGGAGCACUACCACCACAGCCGGGAGUCCCAGCCGAGCCACCAUCUGAACCUCAGCCCCGGGCCCACCCUGACCGUGCCGGGCCACGAGAACCUGCCCUACCGCGAGCAGUGCCUGAGCCCCGCCAGCAGCAACUCCUCCACCAGCUGGCACUCGGAGAGCCCCUGGGCCUCGCCCUGCGUGUCCCCCAGCAGCGCCCAGAACCCUGGAGAGCUCUGCCCCCGGCUGCAGAACAUUCACACUGGCUCGCCACGCACCUCCCCGGGCACCUCCCCCCACACUAGCCUAGGCGAGGACGGCUGCCUGGGACCACGCUCUCCCUCCCCUCGGCCCGGCUCGCGCUCCACCUCCCCGCAGGGCAAGCGCACCUACGACAUGUACAGGAAUCCAGCUCUAGUUUCCGGCCGCUCCCGCAGCCCGUCCCCUCACAAGGACCACCACAUGGGGGCCCACUUCACACACAGCAGCCAUUCUGACGGCAUGAACGGGUUCGGCACGGGUCAGCCGGGCCUGGUGCCCACCAAGAUAGUCAAGCCGUCCAGCCAGGUUUACACAGGUCACAUGGACGGGAACUACUUGGUGUCGUGUGACCAGGACAUCAAAAGCAAACCUGCUCCCGAAUCCUUCUUCGUGAUCCCUCAAAUCUGGUCCAAGCCUCUGGUGCCCAGCCUCUGCAGCAUCCCGGUGGCGUCCCUGCCGCCGCUGGAGUGGCCCAUCCCCAGUCGCACCGAGCAGUACCAGCUCCACAUCGAGGUGCAGCCCAAGCCACAUCACAGGGCCCACUACGAGACCGAGGGCAGCCGGGGGGCCGUGAAGGCCCACACUGGAGGACACCCCGUGGUGCAGCUUCACGGCUACCGCGGCAAAGAGCCGCUCGGCCUACAGAUCUUCAUCGGCACGGCGGAUGAGCGCAUCCUCAAGCCGCACGCCUUCUACCAGGUGCACCGCAUCACCGGCAAGACCGUCACCACCACCAGCUACGAGAAGGUGGUCAACGGCACCAAGGUGCUGGAGAUCCCGCUGGAGCCCAAGAACAACAUGAAAGCCAUAAUCGACUGCGCCGGGAUCCUGAAGCUGAGGAACGCCGACAUCGAGCUAAGGAAGGGCGAGACAGACGUGGGCCGCAAAAACACGCGAGUCCGUCUGGUGUUCCGCGUCCACAUCCCGCUGGCCAACGGCCAGCACGUCUCCCUGCAGGUGGCAUCGCAUCCCAUCGAAUGCUCCCAGCGGUCGGCACACGAGCUCCCCCUGGUGGAGAAGCAGGACACGGACUGCUGCUCGGUCCUGGGAGGACAGCAGAUGAUCCUAACGGGUCAGAACUUCAGCUCUGACUCCAAAGUGGUGUUUAUGGAGAAAAGUCCAGAGGGGCAGCAGAUCUGGGAGGUGGAAGCCACCGUGGACAAAGAUAAGAGCCAGCCGAGCCUUCUGUUUGUGGAAGUCCCGUCCUACAGAGACGUUUCCGUCUGUCAACCCGUCAAAGUCAACUUCUUCGUCAUCAACGGGAAGAGGAAGCGCAGCCAAGCGCAGCACUUCACCUUCACGCCGCUGCCAUCGCCAUCCAUCAAGACGGAGCCGGUAGACGAGUAUGAGGCCGAGCACAUGGGCUUCGCCAUGUCCCACAUCCUGGGCUCGCCCCCUCACUCCUACUACCGCAGCUCCCUGCACCCCGACUCGGGCCCGCUGGGCGGCAUGUCCUCCUGCCAGCGCCUUAGCUCCAGCCUGCCCAACCAGGACCUGCGCUUCCAGCAGCAGAGUCCCGCCAUCGUCUUCUCCCGCGGCGGCCGCAGCCUCAGCAGCAGUCCUGCCGGCUACCAGGGCUUGACUCAGGAGCAACACCGCUCAGUCCUGGUCCACACUGGCUCCCUGGCCAACCAGCACUCCUCCAUCAUCCACUUCUCUGCCACGAGCCAGAUGGACCACAACCAAGUCAUGUACUGCGACAGUUUCGCCUCAGCCGUGCCCCAGCAGAAGGGCCGAGUCACCGUGAAGGAGGAGAACCUGGACCAGGUCGACCUCGAUGAUGGUGAGUUGAACGAGAUCAUCACCAAGGAUCUGACCUGCGUCCAGGCCGGCGAGCGGACUUAGGAGUGACCAGGGUGUCUCCCUCAGAGUGAUCAAACCCACCUGUGCCUUCCCCAGCAACAGCUGCUGUCCUGCCCAGGAACCUGCUCCUGGUUUCUGCUUUGUUCCUUAACUUUUGAUGUUUUUGUCAAGUCAACACAAAUUCCUAUGUGGCUUCAUCUGACUCCAACCGUCGAAGAUGAGGUCCAGGCAGCUCUGCACUCCAGCGCUGUCUGUCUGCUUUUCUGAACAUCCAAAGACUUUCCUGCUCCAGCCACCAAAGUGUCUUCAGUUCCAAGAUCCGGAUCUCGGCAGCUGGCGUCAAUAACCGACCGAGCGAGAACCACAUGAGCCAGUCUUGAAUGUAACAUCUGUAAAUAUCGUCUCCACGUGACUUUCAUACCAGCAGUAAUCAUCAUGAAUAAACCAGUUAACUCACUUGUGUGUGUGGGUGUGUGACUCCCGAGUCAGAGCUCAUGACACGUGUCAGUCGAGGCGCCAUGUUUGUUUACUUGCAGU